AUGUCUGACGCAGCACAAGUUGCAGGCAAGAGAAAGCGUGCGAGGACCCAAUCGUGCCCUCCGCCGGAGCUGCCUAAUCUCGUCGCAGAGCAGCAUGUCGCUAUCCCCACACAUGACAAUGACACUCAGCGCUUGAUUGUAAUUCUCUCCAAUGCUAGUCUAGAGACUUAUCGGGCUUCUAGUGGCAAGCCUGGCGCAAAGGAUGAGAAGUACUCGUUGCUGAACAGUGAUGAGCACAUCGGUAUCAUGCGAAAAAUGAACCGUGAUAUCAGCGAAGCUCGUCCAGAUAUUACUCACCAGUGUCUUCUCACCCUUCUGGAUUCUCCUGUUAACAAGGCUGGUCGGCUACAAAUUUUUAUUCACACUGCUAAGGGUGUGCUUAUCGAGGUCAACCCCUCAGUCCGCAUUCCUCGAACCUUUAAGCGAUUCGCCGGUCUGAUGGUGCAACUCCUCCACCGUCUUUCAAUUCGCUCGACCAACUCGCAGGAGAAGCUGUUGAAGGUCAUCAAGAACCCUAUCACCGACCAUCUGCCCCCCAAUUGCCGCAAGGUGACUCUUAGUUUCGAGGCACCGGUUGUUCGCACUAAGGACUACAUUGAGUCUCUGAAACCCAAGGAAAGCGUGGCCAUCUUUGUCGGUGCCAUGGCCAAGGGUACUGAUGACUUUGCCGAUUCGUUCAAAGAUGAUGCUAUCAGUAUCAGCAACUACAGUCUUAGUGCCAGUGUCGCCUGUAGCAAGUUCUGCCACGCUGCCGAGGAGGUGUGGGAUAUUCUUUGA
Molecule: messenger RNA, 777 nt
Organism: Penicillium taxi
Lineage: Eukaryota; Fungi; Ascomycota; Eurotiomycetes; Eurotiales; Aspergillaceae
Product: 18S rRNA pseudouridine methyltransferase
Exons: 3
Coding region: 1-777 (258 amino acids)
Biological process (GO): rRNA base methylation
Cellular component (GO): nucleolus; small-subunit processome
Molecular function (GO): rRNA binding; rRNA (pseudouridine) methyltransferase activity
Source: RefSeq, a predicted model, not a curated record